Closterium sp. Naga37s-1 is the source of this 486-nucleotide messenger RNA. Lineage: Eukaryota; Viridiplantae; Streptophyta; Zygnematophyceae; Desmidiales; Closteriaceae. The record is from the annotation of a GenBank genome assembly.
AUGGCGCUGUGUUCGUGUCCCAAGGCGCUGACGAGCAAGGUCGUGUACGCGGAUGAGAAUUCCGGCCACGUGCAUCUCUGCUUGCCCUUCUACGUCGACGUUUGCGGCGAGUGCCACCUCUCUCUAUAUCGCGGAUGCUGCUGCAGCGGCGCGCGCACGCUGCACAACCACCCCGCGGAGAUUGAGGAGCGGCGUGAGCUGAUGGGGAAGGUGCUGGCGGAGCUGAUGGCGCGCGCGCAGAAGCGGCGGAAGAUGAAAGCGCGCGAGGCCAUCGCCAAGGUUCAAGCGGCCAAGGAGGCCAGAAUGCAACACGUGGACAAAGACGCGUUGAUGAGGGCUCUGUCGAAGCUCGACGAAUACCCGCCCACCAAGGCUCACGCGGUUCACCCCCACGCGCCGAGGGAGGCCGUUACGCGCUGCUGGUCGCCCGCCAUGGAGUGCAGGGCGCAGCGCAUGCGCGUGCAGCAGCCACGUGCUGUGCACUAA